AUGUGCAGCGAAUGAGGAACUAGGCUCUUCAAUGGGUCGCACCCUGAUGCAGCGACAGUGUCAUUCCUGGCUAUUAUGGAACACCGUUGUGACUAGUGACAGCGAUGACCAAACACUUGUGUCAGAUGACGGUACCUUCCCUGCAAAAUCAAUCAGGAGGACUACGUCGUACGAGAUGUACUUAGAGGUGGGCAAUGCAGUCAAUUCAUGUGGUGCAGUGGAACGGACGGGAGCUAGGAAUGAAACGGACGAGCGAGGAAUAGAGGGGUCGUUGGCGGGAUUGGGUGCAGUGGAGGUGACCAUUCUCCUCUCUGCGCUUUCACUUCGCCUCUUGCUCACGGUCUCUGUGAGGCGAUCUCACCCGCUACUGUAAAUCAUCACAAUUUCCGAGGGACAUCACAAGCUGUGCUGGGUAGUACUUGCACUGAGCUGCAACGAUCUGUGGUAAUUGAAACGAAGAAUGGCUGGGUUGUUUUUUGACUGGUCUCAGAGCGAGAUUUAACCCUGCGUUGUCUUGAGUUUCUCUGAAUUCUGUUCACUUCGAAAGGCGACUAGAUUCGGUUUCUCUGUUCGGGGAUUUCCGGGGAGUUGUCUUGUAGUGUGAAGUUUCCCGAAGGGGCGCCGUAGCGACCUUGUUGCAGUAGAGAUCCGAGGCGAGUUUUCUGAACCAACCCAGCGAUUAUCUAGUUCCUGCGGAACCUCGUGAGGCUCGGCCAUUUACGUGUUGUUGUGGCAGAAUGGAUAGGAGCAAGAUUUUCUACAGUUGGCAAGUCGGAAUGCAUUGCCUGAACUACCUCGCAACCUGCGACCUCUUUCACAAGUAAAACUAUCCCACGGGACUCAGGCUAUGAUGCUUGAUGUAGGAUUAAGACGAUCGAAGCAGACGGAGCGGCCACUGUUAUAUCACACUAAGGAAUCAAAUGGAAAGAUCAAUGUCUGGUGAGUUCACGAGAGGAUCAAUUCCGGGGCCGAUGUUAGAGGUGACUGUCUUGGCAGCCGAAGAUCUCAAGAACGUGAACAUUUGCAGGAGAAUGAGCGUAUACGCUGUGGCAUGGGUGACGGCUGAUUACAAAGGAACCACCUCUGUGCGUCGCAGAGCAGGUCGGAACCCUGUUUGGAACGAUACCCUGUUCUUUCCGGUGAAUGAUGACAUUCUUCUCCACCCACAUUCCGCUCUCACAGUUCAGGUGUACAGUACCGGAACUGUGACCCCGAGUCUGGUUGGAAUCACUCACCUGGCUUUGACCGACAUUGCAAGAAUGAAGGCCACAAAAACGAACUCAGAGGAAGGUGAUAUUGUCUUUUUGCCACUACACAGACCCUCCGGCCGAACCCAAGGGAUUAUCAGCCUUUGUGUCAACCUAAUGGGAGCUACUAUCCAGCAGAUGAUGUAUGCCCUUGACAAGGGUCAAGAUGGUUGGGCGAUUGAGAUGCCAACCAUCUUCUCAGGUGCCCCAGACGUGGUUGCAGUCAUGGGGUACCCGGCAGUCCAACCUUAUAGAAUUCCGGCCCCUAAUUUUUAUCCGUCGUAUACCAGCUGUGCUGAGCCAAGUACAGAGGGUGAUGCAGUCAUGCCAACUCCUGCAAGGCUGCCUCCACGGGUACCUUACCCAUCUCCUUACUUCUCCAACAAUGCCAGCGAGGACCCUCUCUUAUCGCGUAAUCAGUACGUACAGGUAUAAUGUUAAGGAGAACUUGUAUUAGGCACUGCAAUUUUUGAGUAGUCUGUCUGGUUGAAUGUGGCCACCUUCAUUUGUAGAUGAAGCUACAUUCUUUUUCUCCAAUAAGACGCCAAAGCAAGAGAUAAUGAGUAGAUCUUAGGUGUACAAAAUAUAAUUAGGAGUGGGUGGAUGAGGCAGGAUUAUGUCUGAUUUGCUUCGGAUUAGUUUCAUUUUGAUUCUGGAUAUCAAAGCUCCUCUGGGUGUCAAUUUCGACCUGAUUGUGUAUCUAAUGCGAAUAUGUCUUUAAUUUCUUUUGCAA
Molecule: messenger RNA, 1980 nt
Organism: Physcomitrium patens
Lineage: Eukaryota; Viridiplantae; Streptophyta; Bryopsida; Funariales; Funariaceae
Source: RefSeq, a predicted model, not a curated record